UGAGCGGGUCGGCUUCGCCCCAUGGUGGCUGGUGGGGCGGGGCCAAGCUUUGGGACCCCGCUCCCGCGGUGGCGGCGCCCCUGGCCAGGCAUGGUGGGCACAGGCAGCAGGCAGCAGGAGCGGCAGCGCCGGCGCCUCCUCGAGAAGCUGCAGGCCAGCAACCGGCGGUUCGCCAGCGUCAUGGGGACCCUGGUGGCCAAGUAUGACCGUCCCUUUGAAGAAGACAGACUGGUGCAUAUUGCGACAUUGACCUACGAGACGCCAUCUGGGCUGAGAGUAUGGGGUGGAAGAAUCGUAACCCAAGAAAUCUUCCAAAGUGUCCAGCUAUCCCUGGAGAAGGAAGGCUAUAGUAUGGAUAACAUGCAAAGCACUUUCACAGAUGUUAAAAGCAAUGGCGUUGAUGAAUCUUUGGUUCAAAGAAAUAGCGAUGUCAGCUUGAAGGAUGACAGCCUUCGAAGCCUUGCAGAAAGUGAUUUAGACAAGAAGUACAUGACCCGAGUGGAUGUGAUCCUGGAAGAUGACCAUCCCAAGAUGGUCAGGUUUGACAGUUUCAGCAGGAAGAAGGCCCAAAAAACUCCCAAGAUCCUUUCAACCAAAGGGAGGCCUAAAGCUUUACUUGGUUGCUGUGGUAAUGGCCCCUGGGAGAAUUAUGGGAUUCCAGUUAAGCCAACUUCACCCUUCCAGGGUCCCCCAGACACCAGCAUGCUGCAUGUGCCUCCCAAUCAAAGCUUGUUAGCCUGGAGAGCCAGGAGGAGCGGCUCCUUAGGGGACACUGCUUUUGAAGGUGAAGAAGCUGCCCAGAACCUCACACUCAGUGACAUCUAUGCAGAAAUGUUAUGUUCACUGAGUAAAUGUCUCCCUUCUCAGAAGAUGGGCCUCGUUUCCACCAAUAAAUAUACUUCCAAAGGCUGGUUCCCAAAGAAGAGGAGGCUUAAUAUCACUUUGACCAUGGAAAGUAGUUUUCUCAAGAUUAGUCAAAAAUUCCAGAUUAUCCCAGGUGAGAAAAAUAGCUUAAUUUGCAGAAAGGAUUAUAAGCAGAACUUUUUACCCUGUAUUGAACCAGACACCAUCGUCAACAACAGUGAAUUGUUAACCACCAGUUCUUCCCCGCUGGCGCUGAAGGUGACACUGCAUAACCGCUCCACUCAGGACUCUCCUUCCAGGCCCAGGGACAUGAGACAAGUAAGCCCCAGCUCCUUACAGAGCCAUAUGGGGUCCCGGUCCCCAGCGACACCCAGAUUGUGUCUGCCCCCUGCUCCAAGUGCAAAGGAGAGGUUCCGCCCUUUGCAGCAGGGUGUUCCUGGAAGAGAUGUGUUGGGGCAGGAAAGGUGUCUGUCCAGAUCACUGGUGAUGCCAAGGAUGCUCCAGACCCCCAAGAAUUCUCCUCUGUCCCAUGAAAGGCUUUCUCAGGAGCACUCAGCUUCUGAUACCUCUGAAACGGGCCCAAAGACUGGCGUUCCUAGAAAGGUUACGAAGGCAAGAAAGUCCUUGCCUUUUUGCAUGGAGAAGAUACCCUGCAAAGCCCGAGAUGUGAUAGACUCCAUGUUUGACACAUACUCCCAAGAAACAACUCAGUGGGCACGGGAGCUUUUAUUCCUUAAGAAAUCAGGGCAGAAGUCAAAAGUGCUAAGUCAGAGCAAAUUCGGGGAUUCUGUGGAAGGUUUAGGCCCCUGGGAUGGUCCCCAGGAGCCACAGAAGGCAGCCUCCCCCCGGGUCGUUGCCAGGUACUCCCUGUAUGAAACAGUCAACAUGCUUCAUUGCCCAGCCUUGCCCAGGGCCAUCUCAAAAGGAGAUUUUUCCUCCCCAACAAAAAGACGCAAAGUGUCAAGCUCCCAGACAUGGGAUCACUUCAGCCCUUCAAAGAUGAGAGAUAAGGCGUAGGUAUUCUUAACAGUAAUCUUUGUUGUUGCCAUAAACAGUACUUAAGGAGAGAAGUGGUCCCAAAGUAUCUGGGUCUUUAUGGGGACAUAAUACAUUAAAAUAAAAAACAAAUUAAUGACUUUAAAAGCACACAUGCAUUAUCUGAGAUUGUAGAAGCAUCCUGGUGUUGUGGACCCAGGACCCAGGUUCACACCCUGGCUUUGCCUCUUACUCCCUGGGCAGCUUUGGACACACCCUGGGCCUCAGUUUCCCCAACUGUCAGUCCUUGUGCCUUAUGACACAGACAGAAUUCUGGGCCCUUGGAUGUGUUUGAGAGCUCUGGCAAGUCAAAGCUGGGUCGUGGGCGAGAAUCUGGACUUCCUCCAUCUAGUGUUGACCCCUGAUCCUGGAUCUUCCUCUUCCCUGUAGUCUGGCCACUCUUCACUCUAACCCUCCUGUCCCAUUCUCCUCCUGAAUCGUCUCGAGGUUUCUGCUGCCCUCCACUCGGCGCUCCUCCUAUAUCUUCUGUUCCUUCUCAGUGCCCUUGGCCUGAUCAGCCUCCAAAUUGAAGCCCCAACUCUAGGGACCUGAGGCUUUGUGCUGGGCUGCCUUCUUUUCUCUCAGUGAUCUCUGUAAACUCUAGGGAUUCAGUCAUUGUCUCUAUGAAGAUGCCUUCCAGAUCAGUAUCUCCAGUCCCCAGUCCCUUGGAUAUACCCAACUGGAUGUCUCUUAGGCCUCUUGAGCUCAGCUUGUCUAAAGCGGAAUUUAUUAUUGUCCCCAUCUUCCGCAUACUUGGUUUUCCUCUGUUGAAGAAAAAAAAAUGAAUACUAUAUUCUCCUUUUAACAUACAGUUCUAUCAAUCUGAGAUUAGUGUUUCAGAAUAGCUAUAGCCUAGUCACAUAAGGGGUUGGGGAAGGCAGUGAUCUAGACCAGGCUAGAUGAUGUCUUUGUUUCAGUUUAAUUUCCACCCUUAAUCCAUGUUUCUAAAGGACAUUUUGUCUUUGAUCAAAGGGAGGGAGUGGAGAGUAGGCAAGUCUGAAAAGGGCUUUUAGAACUGAGAAAUAUUCUUUCUCAAGUGCUUCCCAUUUCUAUGGAGAGCACUGUGUUUUCUAUUGUCUCAGGUUCACCAGCUGGCAAUCUUCUUGAACUCUAAAGUUCUCUUCCAAGCCUCGUGUUCCAGUCAUGUCUUGUUGGUUUUAGCUCCAUAACAUGUCAUGCGUCCAUUGCCUCCUGUCCGCUCCAAGGCUUGUGCCCAAGCUCAGAUCUUUAUCUGUUCUCCCCUACGCUAACUGAAGAGUUUCCCGAUGGGUCUCCCUGCACCCAUCCUCCAGCUUGGAGUUCCCUCCCUCCUCACCCCCACCUCCUCUGAGCUUUAGCUCAAGCUUCUUGUCCUUGGUGUUUUUCUGAGCCCCCUCUAUUUUCUCUUUAUUUGUUACCAUCUCUGUGAUUUCCCUCCAACACAAUGAAAGUGCCUUGAGUGCCGGCACUCUGACAUUCUUUCCUUGGGAUCCUCGGCAUUUCACCCAGUGCCUUUUCCACGGUUGGCAUUUCAUGAUGUGUUGUGGACGGACUCAGCUGCACGUAAUGAGCUUACAGCCUUUUCCUGCCUUUGUAGACUGUAGCAGGGGGCCAAAGAGCUCGUCACCUGGCCACCUUCCUGCUGCUCAGGGUUAGGGAUAGCUGGCAAACAAGUUGGGCCAUGAUCAUACCUUGUCCAUCAUGAUGUAGUGCUUGUCAGGCCCUGAGCCAAUGAAGAGCCUUUCAAAUAAAGAUUUGUUUUAAUGAUUUUUA
This is a messenger RNA of Phascolarctos cinereus (koala), 3651 nucleotides long. RefSeq names its product Holliday junction recognition protein (gene HJURP). Gene Ontology annotation, cellular component: chromosome, centromeric region. Gene Ontology annotation, molecular function: histone binding. The record is from RefSeq and is a predicted model, not a curated record. Lineage: Eukaryota; Metazoa; Chordata; Mammalia; Diprotodontia; Phascolarctidae. Gene Ontology annotation, biological process: CENP-A containing chromatin assembly.